Messenger RNA from Culicoides brevitarsis, 7338 nucleotides. RefSeq lists its product as uncharacterized. The record is from RefSeq and is a predicted model, not a curated record. The transcript is spliced from 15 exons. Lineage: Eukaryota; Metazoa; Arthropoda; Insecta; Diptera; Ceratopogonidae. The coding region runs from base 296 to 7144 and encodes 2282 amino acids. Gene Ontology annotation, cellular component: bicellular tight junction; plasma membrane. Gene Ontology annotation, biological process: protein localization to cell-cell junction; cell-cell adhesion; regulation of apoptotic process. Gene Ontology annotation, molecular function: cell adhesion molecule binding.
ACGGUUGCUCCUCGUGUGUGUAUUUAUUUAUUUCUUAGUUUAAAAGUCUUCUAUAGGAUGCACAUCAACAUAUGACUGCUGUAUACCAAAAAAUAAAAAUAAAAUAAAAUAAUAAUUCAAUUGAAAGGUAAUCAUAAUAAAAAAAAGAAAACGGUAAAAAAGAGUGAAGAUCAAGCAAAAAAAAAAUAAGAAAGCAAAAAAUGAUAAAUAAUGGGCACUGAAUAAAAAUAAAAAAAAAUAAAAUAAAAAAUGAGUGUUAAUUUAAGUGAAAAAAAAAAUAAAUAAAUAAAAAAAAAUGCCGACCGAAUUAGAAAUUGAGGAAAUAUAUAAUUUGUUGUCGCGACAUCGCACACAAAUCGGCAAAGAUAUCCAAGUCCAUCUUUUGGGACUUUUAGUGAAAAAGAAUGUCCUAACGUUAGACCAAGAGGAGUUUAUCAACAACGGGCCCACAACCGACGACAAAGUCAACAAAUUAAUCGAUAUUAUCUCGAAAAAUGGUUACGACAAAUUCCAAGAGUUCUGUUACUCCAUCGAAAGUGAAUUCACGAAACUCAUAACGGAUUUAAUUAACGACGGACUAAAUUGCAGUGCGGAUAAUUACAUCAAAAACGGUAGUAAUUCUGAUGAGCCACCCAGUAGUGCAAACGAAGACACAUCUGAAGCAAUUACAAACCACAGCAAUCAUCGAAGAUCCACAAGUCGUUCCUCCAUCACAACUACGACUCUCGAACGAAGCAGCGGCUCUCCAACGCUGAGCAACAACAGCCAAAAAACCAACAACGACAGCGAAAACACGACACAACCCUUGAAUGUUACCAACAAUACCGACAAUAACAGCAUUUACAACACAAUUUCUUCGACGUCGCAGCUCACGAGUAGCAUCAACAACAACGACGGCGGCAACGGAAGCAAUACCAACACUUUGAACAACAACAAAACGCUUGACGAUGUCGCCAUUACGCCAACUAAGGAGAAACGUUCCUCGAAAGAUCGUGAUCGCGAUCGCAACAUGUUCACGUUACCGGCGCAAAAAGACGGCAUUUUCGGGACUUUGAAGAAACAUGCGAAGCGUUUUAGUUCGCAAUCGUUCUCCGAGGGAAAAUGUGACCCGAAUCGCGUCAAUCGCGCAAACAGACCAAAGAGAGACAAGUACAACCGAGCUUACUACUCGAUGAAUGAGACGAUCGAAGUGCUGGGCGAUCAAGUUAUCGAAGAUGAAACUGUGAACGAUAGAUCAGCAUGGGAUUAUCAAACAGUAACGUUAUCGCGCGUGCCAGGAUUUGGAUUUGGAAUUGCCGUUUCAGGCGGAAAAGACAAUCCGCACUUUGCUAAUGGCGAUCCAAGUAUUGCAGUUAGUGAUGUAUUGGCUUCGGGGCCUGCGGAAGAUAAAUUACAAGUAAACGAUCGAAUCAUCACCGUCAACGGCAUCAGUCUCGAAAAUGUCGAAUACGCGACAGCAGUUCAAGUAUUACGUGACAGCGGCAAUACCGUAACUCUCGUCGUAAAACGUCGCAUCCCGCAAGGCUUAAAUGGCGCGAUGCUUUCGCCUUCGCACCAACACUCCCACAGUCUCAGUUCUGCUGGUCUCAACAGCAACAACGGAUCUCAACCCCAAAACAAAGUAGUUAUCACAAAAGGCAGCAAAAAAGAGGAUUUCGGCAUCGUGCUCGGAUGCAAACUCUAUGUCAAAGAAAUCUCGUCGAAAACAAAGGAGCAACUUGCAGCAAAUGGAUACACGUUGAAUGAAGGAGACAUCAUCACACGCAUCCAUAACACAAACUGCAACGAUUCGCUGAGCAUCAAAGAAGCGAAAAAAAUAAUUGACAGCUGCAAAGAUCGCCUAACGAUAUCUGUGAUGCGCGGAGAUGGAACAACGACAGUUCCCACGAACAAUUCGGGCAUGCAAAGCCCCGCUUAUAGUCACACGGCGCAAGUUUCCAACUGCAGCAAUAUCGAUGAUAAUUAUUUGUCGGGCGGCGCUUCGUAUUCGGCGCAAAAUUUAUACGUUCAACCGCCGACAAGAACACCGGGCAACAAUUCAGGCGACGACAAAAGUAAUUUAACGCCUCGAGGACGUUCGAGAAACCCCUUAACUGACAUUUCUUUACAACAAUUAGAUCGACCAGCAACUCCUCCCGGCGGAAUUAGCCAUUCUCGAUCACGAAGCGGAAUUGAUCAAGAACUUCCUCGUCCUCCGCCGCCCCGAACGCAACAAGAAGACUACUACAGUUCACGUCGCCAGUUGUACGACGACGAUCAAAGUCUGCGAAAUAAGCCUUCUGAACCGCGUUACAUCACUUUCCAGAAAGAAGGCUCCGUGGGAAUUCGUUUAACGGGCGGCAAUGAAGUCGGAAUUUUCGUUACUGCAGUGCAACAAGGGAGUCCUGCGUCAGUUCAAGGUCUCGUGCCGGGCGAUAAGAUCCUCAAAGUCAACGAUAUGGACAUGAAUGGCGUCACACGCGAAGAAGCUGUCUUGUUUUUGCUCAGUUUGCAAGAUCGCAUCGACCUGAUUGUGCAAUAUAGCAAGGAAGAGUACGACAAUGUAAUUGCCACGCAACGCGGCGACUCAUUUCACAUUAAAACGCACUUCCAUUACGAUACCCCAUCAAAAGGCGAGACUCCCUUCAAAGCAGGUGACGUUUUUCGAGUCGUUGACACUUUGUACAAUGGCGUCGUUGGUGCCUGGCAAGUCAUAAAAGUCGGCAGAGGGCAUACGGAAACGCAACGCGGCGUAAUUCCGAACAAAGCACGUGCCGAGGAACUGGCAACAGCCCAAUUUAACGCCACGAAGAAAGAAAUCAACGAUUCCCAGUCGCGUGUUGGGUUCUUUAGACGUCGUCGUACGAAUCACAGACGUUCGAAAUCGUUAUCGCGCGAAAAUUGGGACGACGUCGUCUUUUCCGACAGUAUUUCAAAGUUCCCCGCCUAUGAGAGAGUCGUUUUACGCCAUCCGGGAUUCGUUCGCCCGGUUUGUCUCUUUGGCCCAACGUCAGAUGUCGCUCGUGAACGUCUCAUGAAAGAAUUUCCGGAUAAAUUUACAGCUCCGUUGCAAGACGAUGACAAAGGCAGCAAAUGUGGCAUCGUUCGUUUGUCAAAUAUUCGUGAUAUAAUGGACCGAGGGAAGCAUGCGUUGCUCGAUAUCACGCCAAAUGCCGUCGAUCGUCUCAAUUAUGCUCAAUUUUACCCCAUUGUGAUAUUCCUGAAGGCGGAUAAUAAGCACGUGAUUAAGCAAUUGCGACAAGGCAUCCCGAAAUCCGCGCAUAAAAGCUCGAAAAAGCUCCUGGAACAGUGUCAGAAGUUGGAAAAAGUUUGGUCGCAUGUCUUUAGCACGACGAUAAUGCUGAGCGAAGGCGAUCAAUGGUACCGCAAAGUACGGGAGAUGAUCGAACAACAGCAAAGCGGUGCGGUUUGGAUGUCAGAAACGAAGCCUGUCGAAUCCUUGUCCGACGACUUCCUUUUCCCCAUGAAUACGUCGCGUCUCUCAUACGCAUCAUCGCCCGAAAGCGAUCUCGAAAUCGGGCCCGGGCCAUCGAGUUCACUCUCAUUAGGCAACUUACCGGCAUUGGUGAAAGCAAGCUCAGAUCCAUCCAUCGCAACUAAUCAGGAUAACUUGGAUAGGGAUCGGGAAUUAGGUGAAGGAAUGGGAUUAAUGCCGCCGCCCUACACGAAUCCUUAUGAACACGCAACUGCCCAUCAACGUCGCCUGAAUGUCGAAACGAAAUACGGUUUCAACCAAAAUGGCAGCACAGACGACUUGGGAUCAUCUCGCAUCCAAAACUCCACGAUGCUCAGUCAAAACGGCAGUCAAGGUCUCUAUGGAGCAGUUCCUGAUUUGCCUCCUCGCAUAGAUCGCGGUUCAAAGCCACCCGGAGGUCAAAGUGUUCUUCCAAGUACGCCCGGUUCGUCGUUGCCAUCCCGAAAUUCCUCCUCGUUGCACGGCAACACCAACAGUUUGGGUCGUUCGGCGCACGAACGUCUCUUCGGAUCAAAAUCCAUGGAUCACGGAGACCCAUCUGCGUCGAAUCCCAUGAUGAGUGACGAUUACGCGACACGAACGCAACUGCUUGGAUCGACAGACAAACGCAAUGGAAACGGCACAAAUUCUUCGUUGGAUCGCAGCAAAGCCACAAAAAUGGGAAAUAGCUCGUAUGAUAGCGUCUCGAGCUACGAUUCGUACAACACGUCGCAAAUGACGCCGCAAACAGCGAUGAGAUUGGGACCUAAUGCGCCGGAUGAUCUCAAAUCUGUACCGAAUACAAAUGGGCGCCCUCCAUUAACUCCGAACCAAAAUCAGGAAUAUCGCACGAGUGAUGUCAUGGGUUCACCGCGAAACAGUCAUUUGCAUCAAGAUAUGAUCGGAAAUCGUAAUUCCAUGCACGAUAGAAGCGGAUAUAAUGGCGAUAUCAGUUCUCGAAGCAUUGGAUCACACGAACCAUUGACGCCACGUAACUCAAAUGAUCGCCCAAUGAACAUGAACAUUCCACAAAGACCCACAAAUCUCGGUUUGGAUGGUCCUCGUAAGCAAAUGAUCGAUUCGAAAGUUGACUACGGCAAAUACAGUCGUAACAAUUCUGUAUCCCAAGCCGAUUAUAGCAAGUCAUCGCCAAAGCCUGCGCAUCAAAUGGGACCUCCGCAAACGAAUGGAGCGCCAUUUAAGCCUGUACCGCCUCCAAAACCGAAGAAUUAUCGUCCUCCAGUUCAAGGAGAACCAAUUUCUCCUCGUUCCCCGAAUGGAUUUUAUUACCCGCCAUCGUCCCAUCAUCAUUAUGGGCAACAAGGAAUGCCACCGCAAAACGGAAAUCAGAUGCAAUACGGACAAUAUGUCACACAUAUGGGCAACGGAUAUGGCACGAAUGGUCAACAACCGAUUUAUGGAAGCAGAGAACCUCCCAUGACGAACGGUUAUAACGGAAAUUACGGUCAAAAUUAUGCUGCAAUGCCACGAGGACAUGGAGUUCCUCCCGUUCCUGCCCAUCAUCCGUCAGAUCGACGCGCAUUAGAUCUCGCUGGAAGUCGCGAGCAACGCGGAUCAGCUUUUGAGCUUUAUCGCAAGCCUUCUAUUGGAGCAGGCGUUCAUCAUGGCAUGAGUGACCCAUCUCAGCAACUAAUGUUCGCAAAUGCACACGAGUAUAACGAGUAUCAGCAGUUCAUGGCGCGUCAACGGGAGAUGAUUGCUUCGGGUGCGCAACCAGCAUUACCGCCAAAACCGAAGAAAAAAUUACUCCGUUCGCCCUUGACAGCAAUUAAAAAUGCUUUUAUCAAGACAACGCGCCCCCUGCGACGUCAAGUGAGCUUAAACGAAAGCGAUUCCGAGCCAAAAAAGCUCAAAUCCAUCUUGAAACGUCAAAAUUCGAUGAUGGAACCACGAAAUAUGCGACAAAGACCCGGCAUGUAUCCGCCCGGGUAUGAUCCGUACAGCAUGCAACAACAACAGUAUUAUCCGCCGCCGCAGCAAAAUUACAUGCCGGGACAAUAUCCGAUGGCGCGACACGAACCUUAUUAUCCGAACGACCCAAAUAGCACAUACACGAAUUUAGAAUCGGAUUACGGGGCUUACGGGCAUGGAGAUUACUACGAAGAGGAAAAUAUUUAUGCGAAUCGUGCAAGAAUUGAAUUAGAACGAAGAGCAUUGCCUCCGGUUCCUCCGUCGCAUGGGGUUUCGCAAUAUGGGACUGCAAGUCGACUCAUGCGAAGACACAGUUUGCGCGAUCGUCGAGCGGGAAAUUACACUCCGACAUCCGAAACGGGCGCAUAUCCCAAAAAUUCGCAACCUUACAUGGAAGAACCGAUCUAUCAAAGCAAAAGGGGGUCAUUUUUAUUGAACGAAACACGUGAAAGUGCUCGAAGAUUCGAAGAAUCGCCGUAUCAGCAUCGAAAAGAGCUCCAUCGGAACCAUUUGUAUCAAAGCAAGGAAGAGAUGCAAGAGAGAAUCCAUCAAAGUAGACGAGAAUUCGAGAAAUUAAGCAUUGACGAGAACGCAGGAAGUCCCGUAACGACCCCCACGAGCGAAGAAUUGCUCGAAACCAAACGUCGCGAGAUGAAAGAACGCGGAUAUCGUUCAAAACAGCAACUAAAAGACCAAAUUUAUCAAUCGCGACGCGAAGCAAUGGAAUCUAUGGCUGAACCGGUUUACGUUUCAAAGCGCGAAUUGAAGCAAGAAACGAUUUACGAGUCAAAACACGAGACAAGCGAAGAAAAUUUGGAAAAAUCGACGCAAAUUAAAAAGGAACCCUCAUUGUACAAGUUCCCUCCAUUACCUCCGCCCCCGAAAACGCCUCCGCCAGAUCCGCCAAGCCAUCCGCCGUCACAGUCAAAAGACGCUUCCAAAGAUUCGAACGAUUCGACACUCAAAUCGGGCGAUCAAACGGUCAUUAGUUCGUCGAAAAAUGCUCCUCUUGCUUCAAUUGACUCCGAAGAAGAAGAUGAAACCAUUAAAAAAAAUAACGAAUCCGAUAUUGAAAAAGCUCUCGCAGCAGCGGAAAAAAUUAAAGUUACCUCUCCGUUAGCGCGGCGACCUUCUCACAUCUCGAACGUAAUAAAACGCACGGCGCCUGUGGAUAAUGCCGCUAUUUAUGCUUCUCGUACUUCGAUUGAGACGCAAUACGUGUCACAAGCAAGUUUGCCAAUUGGACCGCCAAAUGCCCAAAGUACGCCGUAUGCGAGUGAUUUGUCCUUGGCUCAAGCGGGAGCAGCAGCUGCAAAGAAACCAUGGAUAUUGCCGACAGUUCCGCGUGAACCGAUGACGACAAAGGGAGUUUUUGACAGCGAAGGAGGGAAAUUAGAAGAUCAUUUGUGGAAUGUAACGUUAGUUAUACCAAAAGGAGCGAUUCCGCCGGGUGUUAAACAAGAAGUUUAUUUUACCGUAACUGAUCCACGGAUGGCGAAUCAAGUUGGAGGACCCCCAUUAGACAUGGAAAAUGGUGAAGCAAUGUUAUCUCCCCUCGUAAUGUGCGGACCGCAAGGCCUCGAAUUUCAAGUACCAGUAAUCUUAAGUAUUCCUCAUUGCGCUGGAGCAACGCCAUCCCUCGGCGUCUCACUCAAAGCUACGGACUCUGAAAAGAAUCUCCGCACAGAAUGGGAUAACAUGGAUUUGCCAAGUAAUGCCGCAGCUUCGACAGUUUCCGUUACAGUUGAUCAUUUUUAAAAUUUCGCCAUUUUUAUUUUUUUUUUUAAUUUUUCAAACACGUGCCUCACGAGCAUUUUUCAUGUAUUUUAGUUAAAUAUUUUUUUUUUCAUACAGGAAUCAUUUUUAUGUGUAGUAAAAUUUUGAUGUAUUGUAGUAGAUUUUAAGUUGUAAACAAAAAAAAAAUAUUAAUUAAUUAUUAGCCAAAGCAAUUU